GAUUUCCAACCUUUCAGUCCACUUUGACUUCAGCACGGCCCAUGGUAUGAUGGUAUAUCUGUCUCCAUCAACUUUUAGACUACUGGAACACCCUCAUCCUGACACGGACGCAAUCAUUCUGUCCUCGUUUUGGAUACGCGACGAAGUGAUGUCACCCCUUUCCUGGAGGCGGUGACCCCUCUGUACACAGGUCCAAGCAGGUCCAAGCACCGUGCACGGUCCCACUAGUCGACACCGUCGCAAUGCGCAGACUGGAGGGCUGUGGUGGCUAAGCGCCUCGGUCAGGCCGAUAAUUCACUUGGUCGCCCUCCAGUGAGCCCGAGGCGCGGUCUCGUCGGUUUGAGAUCAUAAAACACGCAGGCCGGACAAGCGAGUCCGAGUGUUCAGUGCGAUGAUCGAGGAUUGGGGGAUAGGGUUCAUUAUGUGUGAGGGUAUAUAACCUGUGUCUCCUGAGUCCCCACACGAGUUCCCACUUCGCCUCCCUUUUCCUUCUUCUCUCUCUCUUUCCUCUUCCGCUUUGAAAUCGCCCUGGUCUGCGGGCUCCACAUCCGAAACCAGCUAGUUGCAUUUACGAACUCCACGAACUCAUCCGACUCACCUCUUGAGUUCACGACCUCUAUCCGUUCGAACCCCUUUCCACCCCGGUCAAAACAAUGGGCGCCCGUUCAUUCUGCUUCGCCUUCAUCCCCCUGCGCUUCGUCGCACUAGGCAUGUCUGCCUUCCUGCUCAUCGUCGGCAUCCUCUCCGCGGCCGGCGCUUUCGUUUUGUUCCCCGAAUUCCCGAAUAGUGAGGUCGGACAGAAGGCGGUUGUGGUCAUCGCUGGUGUGUUUUACGCAUUCGUCGCGCUUUCUUCGAUCGUCGGCCUCGCAGCCAUUGUCACCCGCACACCCCCUGUCCUCCAGCUCUACUCGACCUCCCUCGCGUGGUGCACCGUCCCCGAACUACUCAUCGACAUCCUCUACCUCUGGGCGUAUUUCUCGACCUCCCCAUCUACCGUUCUGAACGACUGCGAGGCGAAGAAUGGCGAGACGAGGGAUUGUACGUUGCAGGAGAAGGGCUGGGCGGGACCUGCGGUCGUUGUGCUGAGUGUGAUUGGGAUGCUGAUUGUGCAGCCUCUGACGACCUACGCACUACACGCCUACGCCUCCAAACUCUCCCAAGAAUACGCCUGGACGUCCGUCGCGCCCGUCGAGAACACAGAGUCCGGCUCAAACUCACCCUCACCCUCCACAUACACCAAAUCCAACUCCAACUCCAAAUCCAACUCCGACACCAACUCACCAUACACCUCCGAAACGAAACAUCUCCUCGACGACUCUUCAUCCGCAUCCGCUGGCCAACGCGAAUCGACGUUCUCGUUCCAUCUUAAUCAUUUACAACAGCAUCUGCCUUCGCCUCCGCACCUGCAUUUACAUCGACACCAGAAAACGGACUCGAAUGGGUCGAAUGGGUCGGAGGGGAGUGUGCAAGGGCAGGGGCAGGGGAGGGUGUCUGGAGAUGUGAAUAGGGAUAGGGAGUCGGCGGGGUCGUCGUUCGCGUUUGUGGGGUAUGAGAACGUGUCGCCUGGGCUGCAUCAUGACGUCGACAUCGAUCUCGAGCAGCACCAAGACCAAAGCCCGCACGGCAGGAUAUCUUCCGAGGAGACGUUGCUCAGUAACCCGCAUUCUCGCACGCACGGAUUAACGGCAACGAAGGAGGGGGCAAUGAAGGAAGGCGAAGUGGAGGACGCGGGGGAUUCUGAGGAGGAUUCGGAUAUGGGUGGGGAUAGGCCGUUUGAGAGUCUUUCGUUUCCGAGGAAUAAUAAUAAUAAGGAGAGGGAUUUGAAUCGGAUGUCGUCGUAUGAGAGUUAUGCGGAUCCGUAUUAUCGGUCUUCAUAGACUGUAUGGUUAGCUUGGAGUAUAGGUUUGAAGCGGGGACGAGGGCGGAUGGGGAGCGGGAUGGGGGUCGGAGGAUGGACGGAUGGGUGGACGGAUGGGACGGUUGUGCGUGGUGGUGGACCUUGGUGACAGUUAUGGGCGGCCUUGGGCGGUGUGGCACGUUCGGACCGGAUGGGACGUACGAAUUCUCGAGCUGGACAGGACGCCCCCCACGGCUCACAUAUCACUCAGGACCGUUAUUCUCCAGGACUCAUUUGGACUGCCUGGCUUCCUGACUUCCUGACUUCCUGACAGACCGGGAUUCUUUCUACGCGCGACACAUCAUCUUUUUCAUUCUGCUUUAUAUUCCUGCACGCUGUAUCAUCCGCCAAUCCUUUCGUAUCUUCUUGUUUUGCAUCGUUUAAGCAUUGUUUUAGCAUUAUUUAUUCGAUUCCCUUCGAUUCCUUCUCUCUCUCGUUAUAUACACUGACACCCGGAUCCGGCGAUACCCACCCUCCCACAUCUUUCGUUCACAUUGCAUCGUAUCGCAUUGCACUGUAUAUUCAUUGGAUACAGACCCGUCACGACGCGCGAUGUACAUGGACUUUGACGUUGACUAACUGCUGACAUUCGUAAGUUACAGACAUAGCCUACAUUCGUACAGUACAG
Messenger RNA from Stereum hirsutum FP-91666 SS1, 2525 nucleotides. RefSeq lists its product as uncharacterized. Bases 654 to 1877 code for a protein of 407 amino acids. Lineage: Eukaryota; Fungi; Basidiomycota; Agaricomycetes; Russulales; Stereaceae. The transcript is spliced from 4 exons. The record is from RefSeq and is a predicted model, not a curated record.